Sitodiplosis mosellana (orange wheat blossom midge) is the source of this 1139-nucleotide messenger RNA. RefSeq names its product procathepsin L-like. Gene Ontology annotation, cellular component: lysosome. Gene Ontology annotation, molecular function: cysteine-type endopeptidase activity. Gene Ontology annotation, biological process: immune response. NCBI's taxonomy places the organism in Eukaryota, Metazoa, Arthropoda, Insecta, Diptera, Cecidomyiidae. The record is from RefSeq and is a predicted model, not a curated record. The transcript is spliced from 3 exons. The coding region runs from base 1 to 1035 and encodes 344 amino acids.
AUGACAAAGUUGCUGAUUGUGCUAUUUGGAUUAUGCGCCGUGGUGAAUGCCGUUUCACCCUGCGCUUUAAACGAAUGGAACGCUUUUAAAUUGCAGUAUUCGAAGCAAUAUCAAAAUGAAACUGAAGAGAACUAUCGUAUGGAAGUGUUUUCGGAGAACAAACGAACAAUCAAUGAGCACAAUGAUCUCUACGCGAAAGGACUUGUUUCGUACAAAAUGGACAUAAAUCAAUACAGUGAUUUGACGUCUGAAGAAUUUGUGCGCCGAAUGAAUGGAGUUAAACCUCCUGAUAUGUUGCAAUCAGUACAAGGAGCGGAAGCUGAAGAGCGUGAUUACUUUGUGGGUUCGGUUAAUUUUCACCUACCGAAAAUGAUUGACUGGCGUAAAGUCGGUGCUGUGUCUGAAGUUAAAGAUCAAAAAGACUGCGGUUCGUGUUGGGCAUUUGCAGCGACAUCAGCCAUCGAAAGUCAGCAAUAUUUGAAGAAAAAUGGCCCAUUGCAACCGUUAUCAGUUCAAAAUCUCAUUGACUGCGCUUCGAUUUCUUUAUUCGAACUAGAAUAUAUGAAUACUGGUUGCGAUGGUGGCAUUGUAGAUGAAGCGUACAAAUAUGUCAAAGACCACGGUAUCGACACUGAGAAAUCGUAUCCGUACCGCGCAUCUAAUGGCUUUUGUAAACAUAGUUUUCAUAAAAAUCAUGUUUUCAUUCGCGGUUUCAAAGACAUCCCAAGAGGCAAUGAGCUGAAAUUGCAAGAAGCAAUCGCCACAGUUGGUCCAAUUUCCGUUGCUGUUGAUGCUUCGCAAAUGUCAUUUCAACAUUACAAAAGUGGUAUUUAUAACGAAACCAACUGCAGUUCAGACACCUACGAUCACAGCGCUCUGAUCGUUGGCUAUGGAACGGACGAGAACGGUGCUGAUUAUUACAUUGUGAAAAAUUGUUGGGGCAGAGAUUGGGGCGAAGAUGGUUAUAUUCGAAUGCCUCGCAAUCAAAACAACCAUUGCUCUAUCGCAUCAUAUGCCAAUUACCCCGUUGUUUAGAUGUUUUGAUUUAAAUCGUUGUAGAUUAAUCAAUUUUUGUCAUUAAAUUAGAUAGAUUACGCGUUGAUUUGACGCAUUGUAUAUUUAUUGUUUCUUUCAAAUAA